Molecule: messenger RNA, 5259 nt
Organism: Myripristis murdjan (pinecone soldierfish)
Lineage: Eukaryota; Metazoa; Chordata; Actinopteri; Holocentriformes; Holocentridae
Gene: slit1b
Product: slit homolog 1b (Drosophila)
Exons: 38
Coding region: 1-4746 (1581 amino acids)
Biological process (GO): axon guidance; negative chemotaxis
Molecular function (GO): heparin binding; calcium ion binding; Roundabout binding
Source: RefSeq, a predicted model, not a curated record
AUGCCUGGCGGGAGAUGCGUGGUGGACGGAGCCGGGUCGGGGCUCUGCGGGGCAGCCGGUCGGGUGCUCCGGGCCGGGCUGCUGGCAUGGGGCGUCCUGGUGCUGGCGCUGACCGCAGGAGGGGGAGGCGUGGAGGCGUGUCCGGCUCCCUGCAGCUGCCUGGGCAGCACGGUGGACUGCCAUGGCCUGGGGAUCCACGCCGUACCCAAAAACAUCCCCAGAGGCACGGAGAGGCUGGAUCUGAACGGGAACAACUUGACCAUCGUCACCAAGACAGACUUCUUCGGUCUCAAACACCUGCGAGUCCUUCACCUAAUGGAGAACCAGAUCAGUAACGUUGAGAGAGGAGCUUUUGACGAACUGAAGGAGCUGGAGAGACUUCGCCUCAACAAGAACCGACUCAGCCAGCUUCCAGAGCUGCUGUUUCAGAAGAAUGAAGCCCUGUCUCGACUGGACCUGAGUGAAAACGCCAUCCAGGCCAUCCCAAGAAGGGCUUUCAGAGGAGCCACGGACCUCAAGAACCUGCAGUUGGAUAAGAACCGCAUCAGCUGUAUUGAGGAGGGGGCGUUUCGAGCGCUACGAUCUCUGGAAGUCCUCACGCUGAACAAUAACAACAUCAGCAGUAUUCCAGUUUCCAGUUUCAACCACAUGCCCAAGCUCCGCACCUUUCGUCUCCACUCAAACUCCCUGCGCUGUGACUGCCACCUGGCCUGGUUGUCUCCCUGGCUGAGGCAGAGGCCGGCGUUGGGCCUCUACACCCAGUGCAGCUCCCCUCCCACCCUGAGGGGCCUCAACCUCGCUGAGCUGCACAAAAGCGACUUCGCCUGCUCAGGCCACGGCGGCAGUGCGUUCGUCCAGCCGUGCAGCCUGGCGUCGGGCUCCUGUCCCCCGAUGUGCUCCUGCAGCAACAACAUCGUGGACUGUCGUGGGCGGGGCCUCACCGCUAUCCCCGCCCAUCUGCCCGAGGCCAUGACUGAGAUCCGUUUAGAGCAGAACGGCAUCAAGUCGGUUCCUCCUGGAGCUUUCACCUCCUACAAGAAGCUCCGCCGAAUAGACUUGAGUAACAACCAGAUAUCCGAGAUCGCCCCUGAUGCCUUCCAGGGCCUCCGGGCUCUCAACUCUCUGGUGCUGUACGGCAACAAGAUCACUGAGCUGCCCAGAGGAGUGUUUGACGGCCUCGCAUCGCUGGAGCUGCUUUUGCUGAACGCCAAUAAGAUCCACUGCAUCAGAGCCUCCGUGUUCAAAGACCUGGAGAACCUGGCGCUGCUGUCGCUGUACGACAACAAGAUCCAGAGCCUGGCCAAGGGCACCUUCAGCUCGCUGCACAGCAUCCAGACCCUCCACCUGGCCCAGAACCCCUUCGUGUGCGACUGUAACGUCAAGUGGCUCGCCGACUUCCUGCGCUCCAACCCCAUCGAGACCAGCGGGGCGCGCUGUGCCAGCCCCCGCCGCCUCGCCAACAAACGCAUCGCCCAGAUCAAGAGCAACAAGUUCCGCUGCUCCGCCAAGGAACAGUACCACAUCCCAGGAACCGAAGACAGGCGUCUGAACUACGAGUGCAACAGCAAGCCGGUGUGUCCUGCUAAGUGUCGCUGUGAAGCCAACGUGGUCGACUGCUCCAACCUCCGGCUCACCAAGUUCCCCGAACACCUCCCCUCCUCCACCGAAGAGCUGCGACUCAACAACAACGACCUCUCGGUGCUGGAGGCCACCGGAGCCUUCAAGGGCCUGUCGCAGCUCAAGAAAAUCAACCUCAGCAACAACAAGAUCUCAGAGAUCGAGGACGGGGUGUUUGAAGGCGCCGCCUCGGUGGUGGAGCUGCACCUGACAGCCAAUCACCUGGAGUCUGUGUCAGGAAGCAUGUUCAGAGGCAUGGAGGGGCUCCGCAUGCUGAUGCUGAGGAACAACAGGAUCAGCUGUAUCCAUAACGGCAGCUUCACUGGACUGGCCAACGUGCGGCUGCUCUCCCUCUACGACAACCAGCUGAGCACCAUCCUGCCCGGAGCCUUCGACACCCUGCCCAACCUGUCCACACUGAACCUGCUGGCCAAUCCGUUCAACUGUGACUGUCGUCUGUCCUGGUUCGGGGCGUGGCUCCGCAGCCGGCGAAUCGUGACGGGGAAUCCUCGCUGCCAAAGCCCCGCCUUCCUCCGGGAGAUCCCCCUGCAGGACGUGGCCGUACCCGACUUCCGCUGCGAGGAUGGCCUGGUGCUGGAGGACAGCAGCUGCGCCCCGGGGCCUCAGUGCCCCAGCCAGUGCACCUGUGUGGACACGGUGGUCCGCUGCAGCAACAAGCACCUGCAGGCGCUGCCCAGGGGGCUGCCCCGCAACGUCACCGAGCUGUAUCUGGAUGGUAACCAGUUCAGCAGUGUUCCUAAGGAGCUGGCAACCUUCAAAUACCUGCAGCUUGUAGAUCUGAGCAACAACAAAAUCAGCUCCCUGGCUGACGACUCCUUCUCCAACAUGAGCCAGCUCACCACUCUGAUCCUGAGCUACAACUCCCUGCACUGCAUCCCUCCUCUGGCACUGGGCGGCCUGCGCUCCCUGAGACUGCUCUCUCUCCAUGGCAACGACAUCUCCGAGCUGCGGGAAGGCAUCUUCAGCGACGUGGCCUCUCUGUCUCACCUGGCGAUCGGCGCCAACCCCCUGUACUGUGACUGCCGUCUGCUCUGGCUGUCCGACUGGGUGAAGAGCGGCUACAAGGAGCCUGGCAUCGCCCGCUGCGCCGGCCCGCGCGGCAUGGAGGGCAAACUGCUGCUCACCACGCCCGCCGACAAGUUCCAGUGUCUGGGUCCGGUGGAGGCGUCUGUCCAGGCCAAGUGCAGCCCAUGCUCGUCUUCGCCCUGCCACAACCAGGGCGUCUGCCAGGCCCACAGCACAGAGCUGUACACCUGCACCUGCAAGCCUGGCUUCACGGGUAAACAUUGUGAGACUCCAGUGGAUGCCUGUGUCAGUAAUCCCUGCACAAACGGAGGAACUUGCCUCAGUGACGAGCAGACCGGAGGUUUCAGCUGUGCCUGCGCGUUCGGUUUCCACGGCUCCUUCUGCGAGGUCAACGUGGACGACUGCCAGGAUCACGGAUGUGAGAACGGCGCCACCUGUGUGGACGGAGCGGGCAACUACACCUGCCUGUGUCCUCCCUUUUACACCGGUCUGUUGUGUGAGGAAGAGGAGGAUGUUUGUUCUCCAGGUAGAAACCCCUGUCAGCACCAGUCUACCUGCAUCAGCAGUCCUACCGGCCCCAGGUGUGUGUGUAUCCCAGGCUGGGUGGGGCCUGAGUGCAGUAUAGAUUAUAAUGAGUGUGUGGAUCAUCGCUGUCAGAACGGAGCUCAGUGUGUUGACGGUCUGGACGGCUACAGCUGCGUCUGUCCACAGGGAUUCAGUGGCGAGCUGUGUGAGGUAGCCGCUCCUGCCCCCUCGCCCUGCCAGCUGGCCCAGUGUCAGAACGGCGCCCCCUGUGUGGAGAAGGCCGGCAGCGCGGUCUGCCAGUGUCUGCCCGGCUUCGAGGGCCAGAGCUGCGAGAAGCUGGUCAGCGUGAACUUCGUCGACAGAGACUCCUACGUUCAGCUGCGAGACAUCAAGAACUGGCCUCAGGCCAACAUCACACUGCAGGUAUCGACAGCGGAGGACAACGGCAUCCUGCUUUAUAACGGAGACAACGAGCCAAUCGCUGUGGAGCUCCACCAAGGUCAUGUGAGGGUCACCUACGACCCCGGAAACCAGCCCGCUACUGCUAUCUACAGCACUGAGACGGUGAACGACGGGCGUUUCCACACCGUGGAGCUGGUGACCUUCAACCGGAUGAUGAACCUGUCUGUGGACGGGGGGGAGCCCACCACGCUGGACAGCCUGGGCCGCAGCCAGCCGCCCACCGGGGAGGUCCCGCUCUAUGUGGGAGGCAUGCCAGAGGAGGUGAUGCCCGCCUCCCUGGGUCUCUCCUCGCAGCCCCUCAACAUGUCCAGUUUCCACGGCUGCAUCAGGAACCUGUACAUCAACCACGAGCUGCAGGACUUCACCAGGAGCCACAUGAAGCCGGGCGUGGUGCCGGGCUGCCAGGCCUGCCGCAAACUCUACUGCCUGCACGGCCUCUGCCAGCCCAACGCCACGCAGGGGCCCCAGUGUCACUGCCAGCCCGGCUGGACGGGACAGCACUGUGACCAGCCGGCGGCGGCGGGCCUGAGCGGAGCGGCGGCAGCGGAUGUGGUCACCAUGGCGACGGAGGCCAACCCCUGCCAAGGCAACAAGUGUGUGAAAGGUGUGUGUGUGGGGCUGGAUGCACAGUCGUACCGCUGCGACUGUGACCAGGGGUACCGCGGUGCCCUGUGUAACCUGCAGGGGGAGCCGGCGGCGGCGGCGGCAGCGACGGCGGGGGUGUGCAGGGGGCGGCAGUGCCAGCACGGCCAGUGCCAGCAGACGGAGGACGGGGAGCGCUGCGUGUGUGACCACGGCUACAGCGGAGAGAGCUGCGACAGAGAGUCUCCGUGUCAAGGCGAGGUGGUGAGGGAUUUCCACCGGCUGCAGCGCGGCACCGCCCGCUGCCAGACCUCCAAGCCUUUCUCCUGGGUUGAGUGCCAGGGCCGGUGCCAGGCGGGGGGGGAGCCGGGCGCCGCCGCCACCGCCGCGGGGCCGUGCUGCGCCCCGCUGAGGGUGCGGCGCAGGCGGCUGACCUUCGAAUGCGACGACGGAACGUCUUUCACGCAGGACGUCGAGAAGCCUGUGGAAUGUGGCUGCAAGGAGUGUGUGUAGUACUGUGGAUGUGAUGCACACGCGCACACACACACACACACACAUGCACAUAAACACACACACACACGCAUGCACAUGCAUACACACAGACACAAACCCACAUACGUCAAGCAAGGAAGGUACAUGCACUGUAAGGAAAAUAUAUCACUGAGACAUUUUGUGUGUGUGUGUGUGUGUGUGUGUGUGUCCUCAACACACAGCCACAGUUUUGUAAAAUAGGACAGUUCUUCCCUCUCAAGACAUGAAAGCAACCAGUCAACCUCAUCGUCAUCUUCCUCUUCAUCACCCGCCGCGGGGAAACUGCGCUCUAACUACCUACCGAUCUCCAGCUCAUUAUUAACGCCCUUGUGUUGAAAUGCCUCUAAACUUCCUGUGUGUGUUUUUUUGAUGUGCGGCUGGUAAGUGCUGCUUCAGCCGCUCUUACCUUUCUAACAUUUCCUCACAGCCACGGCGGCGAGUGUCGACUCCAUCGGCACGAUAAAUAAAGGUACUAAUUAAAUAAAGGUACUAAUU